Molecule: messenger RNA, 1940 nt
Organism: Linepithema humile (Argentine ant)
Lineage: Eukaryota; Metazoa; Arthropoda; Insecta; Hymenoptera; Formicidae
Source: RefSeq, a predicted model, not a curated record
AUUGGUAUACUAAUACGCAAUUUACUUUUUAUUGUUCUUUUAUCCUCAUCCUAAUUAGUAUCUUACAUAAUAUAAGAUAUCUUGAUGAGCAUCACUUGAUAAUGUGAUAAGAAAGAUUCUCAUCAGUAAUUAAGUCUUUGCGGAUUUUUUAUGAUAGCGUAUACGUCGUAAGAUAAUUACGUAAAAAUUCAUGUAAAUAUUUAUAUGAUAAGAGAUGUUUGAUAACAUAAAUUGCAUUCAAAUCUGUUUAAAUUCUUUGUUUUCUUCGAUAAUAUCAAUUAUAUAAAUAUGCUGAGGUGUCUCAGAUAAAGCUGAUAUGACGACAAUUACGGAAUUUUGUCAGUUCUUUUGGUUGCAAACUCAAUCAUUUAAUAUUUAAACGUGGAAUUGAUUGUUUCGAAAAAAUGAAGAAAGUAUACCUCGCCGCUAUAACAGGAAACCUGGGUACAUUGUCGAUUGGCCAAUUUGUCGGCUGGGCAUCGCCAUCUUUGCCUACACUGAUGCAAAGUAAUAAUACUGAGUAUUCUAUACAUUUGACUUCGGACGAAGCCUCUUGGGUGGCAGCCUUAUUUAUGAUUGGUGGAAUUCCCGGUUCUAUUGUUUGUGCAUUUAUUGUGAAUGUUAUUGGCAGAAAAAACACCAUGUUAUUUACAGCUGUGCCGUCGAUCAUCAGCUGGUUGAUGAUAGUCUUUGCAACGUCAACGUGGGAGUUAUAUAUAUCGAGAUUUAUAUCUGGACUAGCCAUGGGUAUUUCUGCUACCGCUACACCGAUGUAUUUGGGUGAAAUUUCGCCAGCAAAUAUCCGCGGUAACUUGGCAUCCAUGUUAACAGCUGCUUCGAAACUAGGCACUUUAAUCGAGUACGUAAUAGGCCCGUUUCUCUCGGUGAAAAAUCUGGCCCUUGUAUCUUUGGCAGGACCGUGCCUGUUUGUGGUUACCUUCAUUUGGCUACCAGAGUCUCCGUACUAUUUAAUGCGCUGCGACGCCAAGCAAAAGGCCAUAGAUUCUCUCAUUCAAUUGAGAGGCAAAGGGGAUGUUCACAAAGAGGCAGACAGCAUUGAACGAAUCGUAAAAAUUGAUUUGGCUAACGAAACUGGUUUUCAAGAACUUCUAUUUGUCUCGGGUAAUCGCAGGGCUUUAAUAAUCUUGUUGUGCCUGGGUACAUUACAGCAAAUGAGCGGUAGUCAAGCUAUAUUACAGUACGCUCAAUUAAUUUUUGACCAAGCAAACAUUAAUUUAGAGGGCAAAUACUUGACCAUGAUACUGGGCAUCGUGCAAGUGAUAUUUACGAUUGUCUGUAUGAUGAUCACCGAUGGUAUCGGCAGGAAACCGCUGUUGAUAAUUUCAGCCUUUGGUUCGGCAUGCUCAACCGCUAUAGUCGCGUUAUAUUUUAAUUUGCAAUACUGUGGUAUGGAUAUCAGCAAGAUAGCAUGGUUACCUGUUAUCGGUGUAUUCACUUAUAUAGUCAUGUAUUCCUUGGGUCUGGGUCCGCUUUUAUUAACCAUGAGCAGUGAACUAUUUGCUACGAACGUCAAGGCUCUCGGCAGUACGAUAACCGUAAUUGUGCUCAAUGCCUCCGCCUUUACUGUGGUUAAGUCAUAUCUGUUAAUAGCCGGAACUGCUGGUGUACACGUGCCAUUUUGGAUUUUUUUCACGUGCAGUUUUAUCAUUGUUUUGUUAACUUUUUUCUACAUACCUGAAACUAAAGGCAAGACUUUGGAACAGAUUGUGGAGAAAUUGCACAAGUUGCCAAAAAAGUGAAAAUUGAGAAAAGUUUCUACACACUGAUCUGCCGGUGAAGAAUAUUCGUAAAUUACGCUUUAUUAAGGAAUCCAUUUUUCGAAAUCAAGUUUAUAGAUUAAACUCGGAGACUUAUCAAGUUUUUGCUUAUAAAUCAACAGUCAGUUAACGUUCACACGUGGAAUUGGUUACGUCGCUAAA